Monopterus albus (swamp eel) is the source of this 2693-nucleotide messenger RNA. RefSeq names its product mediator of RNA polymerase II transcription subunit 26. Gene Ontology annotation, cellular component: nucleus; mediator complex; core mediator complex. The record is from RefSeq and is a predicted model, not a curated record. Gene Ontology annotation, molecular function: transcription coregulator activity. Gene Ontology annotation, biological process: regulation of transcription by RNA polymerase II; positive regulation of gene expression. Lineage: Eukaryota; Metazoa; Chordata; Actinopteri; Synbranchiformes; Synbranchidae.
CUAAUAUUUAUUUAUUUGUUUUCAGUGUGGCGUAAUGGCGCCAGUUACGUGGAAUUCUCCCAUCAUGCUGUUCGCCAGGGCUUUACAUAAAACAGAUAAGGAGGCUGCCAGCUGAGGGGGUUAGCCGAUGUCUGAAGAAGGUGUUCAGGUUCUCCUCGUCCAAAUAAAAUACGUGACGGUGGCGAGGGAAAACAAAGAAAAAAAAAAAAGCAUCAUACAACAUGAUGCCUGCUUCCGCAGAAGAUCUUCCGUCGGACUUGUGAGCGUCGGCAGAUUUCCCACUGCCGCCUCUUUGGAGGAUUCUACUGUCUGAGUCCGUCCUGACCGACCCACGGCACCGCCAGGCGAUGACAGCGGCUAAAGCCACCCCCCUGAUGAGAGACCGGCUGCUACAGGCCAUCGACGGCCAGAGCAAUAUACGUAACAUGGUGGUUGUUGUGGAGGUAAUCUCUUUUUUGGAGAAAUAUCCCAUCACCAAAGAGACACUGGAGGAAACUCGUCUUGGCAAACUCAUCAACGAUGUCAGGAAGAAAACCAAAAAUGAGGAUCUUGCCAAAAGGGCGAAGAAGCUCCUACGAAACUGGCAAAAGCUAAUUGAGCCAGGAAAGGGUGAAGUGUUGUCCAAAGACCACACUGGUGCAUCAUGGUCUUCCAGUGGUGGUGCUUAUCCCUGCAUCUCUACUCCAGCUACCACGACACCAUCAGGUAAAACUGGUCCUGAGCUGAAGAACAGAAAUGACUUCAACAACUGCUGCUCCCCGAGGGUGGAAAAACUGGGCAACAGGAAACGUAAAGGUGACCAGAAAGAAGGACAGCGCUUACCAGCCAAGAUAUUCAAAACUACUCCUAAUGAUAAAAUACAAAAUUCCAAACAGCUGCCAACCAGUGGAAUUGGUGGUAGCUCUGAAAUUUUUACAGACACUUGUGCACAUCACCCUUUAGACAGGGAGAUUUCUGAGCCUUUGGACAAUGACAGGGUAAAUAAAAUCCCUGUCAAUGCUGUAAAACCUCAUCCAAGUGCCCCAGGAUGCAGCAAGCCUUCUAUCACUUCUUUGUUAAAAGCAUCAGUUCUGCAGCAGCAAGCCAGACAGUGGCAAGCUGCCUCUGGGGCGCAGUAUCGAUUGAAAAGCCCUCGCUGUUCCUUGCACAGUCCUCAAACUCCAAAGCAGCAAGGUGUUAUCAAACAAACUGCACCACAAGCACAGAGUAUUUCUAGCUCCACUGUGAGACCUGGGUCUGAGGACACCUGUGGGUUGGGGCCUUGUGUUCAGGGUUUUUACACAGACAGUUCACGGUCUGCAGAUUUGGACUCUCAAAGCAGGCCUUCCAGCACCUCUGUUUACAACACAACUGCCUCCUCCUGCAGUAACGGGGUCAGUUCAGAAGGUGAUGGUGCUGUUAGCAAUACAGAGAAAACAAAAAGACAGAGAUACAGGCCUAAAGACUAUGUGGUAAAUUUAGAUGGACAGACUGUAGACGACGGUACUAAACCAGUCAGGUUAAAAGACAGGAGACUGACAUUUGAUCCUCUAACAGGGCAAAUCAAACCCUCCUUUCACAAAGAGUCUUGCCAGGAGAGGGAGGUCAGACUGGGCCACAGAACUGAAACUCAGUGCUCAGAACAACUGAAGCAGAAUCCUCCAGUUCCUUCUAGUCCCUUCCAGCAGACGGACUGGAAAGAGCUAUCGAGGAGCGAAAUCAUCCAGUCGUACCUUAACCAGCAAAGCAAUGUGCUGAUGUCGUCAGGCACCUGCACCCCGGGUGCACACUUUUUCAUGACAGAGUUCUUCAAAAAAGAGGAACACCAAAGUAAAGACACCACGAAAAUGCAUGUGUUGGCAUCUGAGCUACCAGCCAAGAAUUUACUGGGGGUUAGCAGAGAGGUCAGUGGUGAAGACCUGAGCAGAUUACACUCACAACACUGGGCUGGGGUCAACGGUUGCUAUGACACAAAAGGUAAUUGGUAUGACUGGACAGAGUGCAUCUCCUUAGACCCACACGGAGAUGAGAGCAGGUUGAACAUACUGCCAUAUGUGUGUUUGUACUGAAACUGAGGACAGGUUUCUAAAUAGGAAGGUGUAAGGUGCCUGCAUUGUACAGUGCAGCAACUCGAGAUGUGUGAAACUUUCUUCAAGUGCAAGCUGCUGUUUUGCACCAUUGCUGAAAAUGGAAUAAAUAUGCCUCCUGCUUGGGUGUGUGUUGGAACACAGAGGGUGUAAUCAGUGUAUUUAUGAGUUGUUGUCAUUGUGUGAGGACAGCAUGAAGGGAAAAGGCUAUGCAUUAUAUGCCGAUUUACUUGUCGGUGUUCAGUAACUGUACAGAUGAAGUUUCCAAUACUUGUCAUUCCUUGUAUGGGAGACAAACAUGAUAUUAAACUGCACGGCUACAUUUUAUUCAUCUUAAUGCUACAAUAUGUAACUUAAGGUAGCACUAGCAUGAAACUCCAAAUAAGCCCACUCUGCUCCGCCCAGCACUCCUGUCCCUGUUCCACUACACUGUCCUACCAUCUGCCAUAAUCAAACUCUUAAGAUAUCUGUCAUAUGAAAGUACAAUAAAUGAGAACGCAACAAAACUUACUGAUCAAGCAGAAAUAAUUGAAACUCUGAUUGGUUAGAGAGGACAAUCCUGCUCAAAAGCUGUAAGAAGGUAAUAUCUCUGCACUGCUGCCAGUGCUGUUCAAUGGGUCACAGGAG